This is a messenger RNA of Pipistrellus kuhlii (Kuhl's pipistrelle), 3408 nucleotides long. It is a transcript of the gene CERS3, whose product is annotated as ceramide synthase 3. The transcript has 12 exons. Lineage: Eukaryota; Metazoa; Chordata; Mammalia; Chiroptera; Vespertilionidae. The coding region runs from base 479 to 1645 and encodes 388 amino acids. Gene Ontology annotation, biological process: ceramide biosynthetic process. Gene Ontology annotation, molecular function: sphingosine N-acyltransferase activity; DNA binding. The record is from RefSeq and is a predicted model, not a curated record. Gene Ontology annotation, cellular component: membrane.
GUUGACUCAUAGCUGUGCGCCCCGAAAGGCCCCUGGGAUGAGGCAACUGGCUGUGGCUCGGUGUGGGACUGAAUUCCACGUCUCUCCUCUCCCAGCAGUGAGGCAGGAGAGGACGUCCCAUCUGGAAGAACCUGCAGGUGCCAUCCGGUCGCUCUGCCUCACGUCACGGAUCGCCCUCAGUCAGAAAUCUUGACUUGCAACUUCGGAGGGUGGGUCCCUGCAGGAGUCUCAGCGCACGCCGCAGCGAUGAGCAGCGCUGCCCGGUGGUAGCAGGCGCCGGGCUGGAGGCUGGAGCGCGGGCAGGCGGCGGGGCUGCGGAGCCGGGGCCGGGGCCGGGCGCCUUCUGUGGACUGAAGCUCCAGAAAGGGAUGCUGUGAAAAGAAACGUGACACUUUAAUAUAUAUACACACACACGUAUAUAUAUAUAUUUAUACCGUACCUGAGUUCGUUGGAAGUGAGCUAUUAUAUACAUUCAAGAAUGUUUCAGACGUUUAAAGACUGGUUUUGGUUGGAAAGAUUCUGGCUCCCUCCAGCAAUAAAGUGGUCAGACCUCGAGGACCACGAUGGCCUCGUCUUUGUAAAACCCUCUCAUCUGUACAUGACCAUCCCCUAUGCCUUUGGCCUGCUGAUUAUCCGGCAUUUCUUCGAAAAAUUUAUCGCCACACCCCUAGCAAAGGCUGUGGGUAUCAAAGAGGAAGUUCGGAAGAUUAUACCAAACACUGUCUUAGAGACUUUUUACAGACGCUCUACGAGGAAACCAUCUGAGGACGAUGUGUACGGCCUGGCCAAGAAGUGCAGCCUGACUGAGCGCCAGGUGGAAAGGUGGUUUCGGAGCCGGCGGAACCAGGACAGGCCUUGCAGGAUGAAAAAAUUCCAGGAGGCUUGCUGGCGAUUUGCAUUCUACUUGAUGAUCACUGUGGCUGGAAUUGCAUUUCUUUAUGAUAAACCUUGGGUGUAUGACCUCGGGGAGGUGUGGAAUGGCUAUCCCAGACAGCCCUUGCUGCCAUCCCAGUACUGGUACUACAUCCUGGAAAUGAGUUUUUAUUGUUCUCUCUUAUUUAGCCUGGGCUCCGAUGUGAAGAGGAAGGAUUUCCUCGCUCACGUCAUCCACCACCUGGCUGCGCUCAGCCUGAUGAGCUUCUCCUGGUGCGCUAACUACAUCCGCAGCGGGACCCUGGUGAUGAUUGUGCACGACGUGGCCGACAUCUGGCUGGAGUCUGCCAAGAUGUUUUCUUAUGCUGGAUGGAAGCAGACUUGCAAUACCCUGUUCUUCAUCUUCUCCGCCAUAUUCUUCAUCAGCCGCCUCAUUAUCUUCCCCUUCUGGAUCUUAUAUUGCACGCUGGUGAUCCCGAUGCUCUACCUGGAGCCGUUCUUUUCCUACAUCUUCCUCAACCUGCAGCUCAUGGUCCUGCAGGUCCUGCACCUGUACUGGGGCUACUUCAUCCUGAAGAUGCUCAAGAGAUGCAUUUUCACGAAGAACAUCCAGGACGUGAGGAGCGAUGAUGAGGACGAGGAGUACGAAGAAGAGGGAGAGGAGGAGGACCAGGGGAAGGAAGAGGCGGCCAAAGACAAGGAGAGAGACUGUCUGCAGAACGGCCUCGGGCCCGACCGGAGCCUCCUUCCCAACGGUCACCACGGGCGUUAGCGGACGCCCACGCGGGUCCCUCCUGCCACCAGGACCCACAGGGACCCCAGGUCCGCCCUCCCUCCUCCCAGCGCCCCUUCAGAUGUAUUUAAGACGAGCGUUGUCGGGUUGUGUUAAAUGUUCAAUAUACGCGUUCCCGUGGGUGUGCCGCAGGCAGGACCAGGCCGGCCGGGCGCUCCAAGGUUCUCCAGGGGCCGUCCUUGGAGAUGGUGGCACUUCACGUGCCCCCUUUGCCCUGCCCGCCUUGCCCAUCCGAGCGAGGGCAGCAGGGCAGUUCGCCCACUUCCUCCCCUGGGCUGGGCCGCAGAGAGCUCCUUGCCCAGAGCGACUGAGAGGUGAUGGGACAGCGGCUUGUUUGAAACCUCCCAAGCCUGCCGCUUGUCUGUCCAAGGGGAAGAAUACCGUCCCUCCUACCUCACAGGCUCGGAGGAAGGAUCCAACCAGAGAAGGCAACUCGGGGGUUAUUGUCACUGAACCGUCCCCGGAGACCCCCGCCCCCUUUGGGGGAGAACCAGGCUGAGCCGGGCACUGCAUGGGCCUGAAGGCUAGACACUGACUUAAAACGUCCCGCUCAGCCCUUGGGUUCUUCUGGAAAUGCGAACGCCCAGAGGCCCUUUCCAUUCUACCCUGACACUAUUUAUUUGUUAGCUGUCCCAGGGGAGUUUGGAUCCCAUUCCACCUUUUCGCCUUGUACUGGCCUGGCCUCCUUUUCUUCUCAGAGCUACCCAGCAGGCCCUGGGGCCGGUCAGGUUGCUCCCUGAGCCACCAUCCCCGGGAAACCGGAGCCUCUGGGCACCGUAUGCGUGUGAGCUCCUGGCCCAGAGGAAACCUUAGACCCAGCGGGAGGGCGCUACCCAUUCAUCUCCCCUGCCACCAGCCAGACUGCCAAAGAGCAGAGCAGAGCCAGCGGCAGCCUGGCAGACACCCAGCCGUCCAGACAGCUCCCAGGCCACCUGCGUCUCUGGGAGGAUGGAGGGGCUGGGGCUUCGGGGCUCAGUCCCCGCGGGGGGGCACGUCUCCUGAGCCCAGCAUGCAGGGCAGGCCCCGGGCGCCUUAGGCGUCUGCUGGCCGAGGAGAGACCACUCCCAGCAGAAAGAAAAGCGGGCACCACGUGCACCCCUCCCCACCCCCUCUCUCUCAGACGCUUUGGUCACACUGUGCACCUUCGUCUCAUUUCACUCAGGGCCCGUAUUUAAGCCAAGGGACAGCUAGGACCGUGGGCACCGUUCACGCGUCCACACAGGCCCCGCCGGCUGGGCUGCGGCCCCGGAGCAGGACGGCUCUGUGCUCAGGACAGGUACCUGACCUUGUGUUUUACUUCACAGAUGUUGGUGUCUUUUUUGUUGUUGUUGUCUUUUUAUUUUUUAUUUUUUAAUUUUAGUUCUUUUUAACUAAAGAGAUAUUUUUAAAACCUUCCGGUUAAACCGAAACCCACACCGUUCUGAAUUCUUCCCCCAGUGCAGCCUCCUUUUGAGAACGCACUAGGACGGUGGGAAAGCAGGUGGCACGUGUCCUCUGCGCAGCCCUGCCGGCCCCUGCGAGUCCAGUGCGCUGUCCCCAUAACGUUAUGCUAGAGCCCAGCGUGCCCGCGCUCCUCAGGGCACCGCCGUGGGACUGUUAUUGCCGUUACCUUGUUGCUGUUCUGGUGGCAGGAGAGCGUUUUCCAGUGUUUUCAGUUGGCAGAGUGUCUGUUCUUUGACUCACUGCGGUGUUGUCUCUGUACCCAGUAUCUUCUCGCUUACGGUAAAGAAUUGCCUAUUGGC